Messenger RNA from Sitodiplosis mosellana (orange wheat blossom midge), 771 nucleotides. RefSeq lists its product as uncharacterized. Bases 241 to 663 code for a protein of 140 amino acids. The record is from RefSeq and is a predicted model, not a curated record. The transcript is spliced from 3 exons. Lineage: Eukaryota; Metazoa; Arthropoda; Insecta; Diptera; Cecidomyiidae.
ACACUGCAUUUUGUUUAUCCCGUGGAAACAUUCAAUGCUUUCAAAUUGACUAUCUGGCGAAAAUAUUCUGAAGAAUGUGAAAUACCAAGUGAAUACUUGGACUUGGUUAACGUAGCGAUAGGCCAAACAAAAUUAUUGACGACAAGCAAAUUUAAACAGUUUAAUAAUCUCAUCGACCAAUGUGAGGGCAAAGAAAGUGAAAAGGUUGUCAAAGCAGAAGACUUAGAGGGGUUUUGGUCUAUGGUCUACUUGCAAGUAGAAAAUUGCAAUCAACGUUUCAACCGACUGGAAAUCUUGAAAAAUAACAAGUGGGUUGAUCCAGAUUUGUGUGUAAUCAAAGAAAAGAAAAUACGUAAAACGAACAGCAUGAUUUCGAAGAAUACAAUUUCGAAAAAACGUGUCAAUAGUGCUGUUGGUGUUAUGCUGAAAGAAGCACGCAAAAUUUUGAGAAACGAAACAAAGGAAAAUGAUGUUGGUCGACGAACUCCCAUGACUCAACAUGGAGGUACAUGGAUAGUAGAAGAUUGUUUAACUAACUACAAGAUACAGGAUGGAAAUACACCGACCCGAGGCAUUCUCAAAACCCCGGGCUCCGUGCGAAGAGUUCCAUGUCCGUCUUUGACAUGGAAGACGAGUCCGCAAGUUAAGCUAUUUAUUGAAUAACAGGCCGUGCGUGCUUCAAAAAACAAAUAAUAAUGAAUAGAGAUGCGUUGUUGUUUCGUUUUGGAUUAAUUUAAGGAUUUUCAAUAAAAUAAUCAUUUGUCAAAGUAA